This is a messenger RNA of Saccoglossus kowalevskii, 5796 nucleotides long. RefSeq lists its product as uncharacterized. The record is from RefSeq and is a predicted model, not a curated record. Gene Ontology annotation, cellular component: plasma membrane; extracellular region. Gene Ontology annotation, molecular function: calcium ion binding. Gene Ontology annotation, biological process: cell adhesion. Lineage: Eukaryota; Metazoa; Hemichordata; Enteropneusta; Harrimaniidae.
AUGAGGGUAGAAGGUGGCAUAGUGAGGAUAGGCAGUAGCAUAAUGAAGGCAGGAGGUAGCAUAGUGAGGGCAGGAGGUAGCAUAUUGAGGACAGGAGGUAGCAUAUUGAGGACAGGAGGUAGCAUAAUGAGGGUAGAAGGUAGCAUAGUGAGGAUAGGAGGUAGAAUAGUGAAGGCAGGAGGUAGCAUAUUGAGGACAGGAGGUAGCAUAAUGAGGGUAGAAGGUAGCAUAGUGAGGAUAGGCAGUAGCACAGUGAGGACAGGAGAUAGGUUUUUUAUUAUUAGAGCAGAUGGUAAAGCUCUCCAUAUACAGUGUGUUCUUAAAAAUAAUUUGUUGACAGUCUACCCUGCUGAAGCAUUAUCCACACAAACAUUAGAUGCUAUAUACUUGUCUGACAACCUCAUUGCAAAAAUUCCUGACUCGGCCUUCACGUCACAGACUAGUCUCACCGAACUUUAUUUGGAUAAUAAUAUCAUAACUGAACUUCAAGCUGAUGUAUUUGCUGAUUUGGCGAACUUGCAGACACUGAGCAUAAAAAACAACAAAAUAUGGUAUGUGGACCCCACAGCUUUUAAUGGGUUUGAUGCCAUCAAUACUAUACUUCUUUCCAAUAAUGCCAUAGAAUACUUACCAACUUUACCAGACCUUAGUAAAUUAUCGUCGCUUGACCUUUCUCAUAACAGUAUUGAAGCUUUAGGUCCUGAUGCUUUUGGAAACACGCUUGUAGAAAAGUUAAAUAGUGUUAAUUUUGCAAAUAAUCCAUUGGGGUGUGACUGUAUUACGUAUUAUUCAUUGAAGUAUGUGAAUGAGUCAAUUAAAGGUGGUGAAUGUACAAUGCCUGCUGCUGCCAGUGGUGUAACAUGGGUAUACAGUGACAAAGAUGAAAAUAAUUAUUUUGACAAUGUGGACAAGUCUGUGUUUCAGUGUGCUGGGGGUGAUGUAACUGCAAGUGCUCCUGAUUUCUAUGAGCUGUUAGUGGAAUGGACUGAGCCAGCUGAAGAAUAUCCUGGUGGACCAGACAGUGGAACCAGUGCAGACACAUGGGAAUAUAUAGUCAUGUGUGUAAACGCUGCCGUGAGCACCCUGAGUGUAACAACAACUGAUCUAUCUCAUCUUUUCACUGCAUCUGAUGGCGUACAAGCUGGUGUGGAUUACACAUGUACAGUUCAAAUGAGACUUGGUACUGACAUUAGUGCAUCAGGACAACCUUCCUAUAUCUUGACUUUAGAGACUUUGCCAACAGUGAAUAUAACAAACAUUGGUCCACAUGAUUUUAUCCUGCCCAUCACGUAUUACGACUUCAGUUCAUCUCAUAUUGAUUUUUCCUAUGAAGAUGAUGUAGUGAAGAUAGAUUCCCCGUCCUUUGUUGCCAGUCCUUAUGACAGCUGGUUGGCAAUAUCAGACACACCGACCGCUGACACAUUCUCUGAUUGGUUCCGCAAUACAGACAAUAAUAUAAAAUAUGAUCAUUAUUUUGUGCUACCAUGGGAUGACACAUCAGGAUUUACAGAUCCCAUCAACAUUUUCUUUUCGGAUGAGUAUUGGCCAAUGGACAAUCUAGGGUACAGAUCAGAGGGUAUACUGUUUGAUUGUGAUUCCCAACUUAGAAAUCUUGGGUUUACCAAUGCAAUCCGAGCUGGUUUCCGAUUUCAAGGCACAGAACGUAUUGUGGUUGGUGGGGCUGAUGAAUUGUGGUUAUUUAUAAAUCAAGUGUACAUGAUUCAAGUGCAUUCAGACUCAACACAAUCAGCCGAUAUCAGCUGUAAACAAAUUGAUCUGAGUAAUGCUGUUAAUUCUGGAGGUGGCUACAUCACACCACAAGGAGGGACAGUUGUUAAUGGUAAAUGUGUAAUCACACAGACUCUUUCUGAUGAAAAGGUCUUUCUGGAUCUUGAGGCUGGCCAUGUCUACCACUUUGAUAUCUUUCUCACUGAAAGACUUGGAUGUAGUUCCUCAUUUUACUUAGAAACAGAAGGAACAGAGUUUGUAGACUAUGAUGUAGAACCACCGUUAGAUUACCUCGUAAAACCAGAUGAAGAUUUUCAUGUUGGUGGAAUUAUAGAAACUGUUGUAAUAACAGAUGCAUUCUCCGUUGGUGAUUACAAUGUAACCAUUUUACAAGGCAAUGAAGCAAGACAUUUUACAAUUGUUGAAGACAAUACUGCUAAUCGUGUAGCUGCUCUUCCACCAACCACAGUCACCCCACCUUUAACUGAUACUAUCAAUGGUACUACAUUCCUGUUGUGUACGUCUCCAUCAGUUAUUGCUACUGAAGCUGCUGUUUCUGGGAGCCAGGAAUUUAGCAUUACUACAGAUAAUGUGUUGUUAACUCUGGAUACUGGAUUAGAUUAUGAAGCAGCUUUUCUAUAUAUGAUUAUUAUUGGUGUUGUUGACAAUAACGCAUCCCCUGCAGCUGAUGGCAAAAUUGUUGUCAAGGUUGUCGUUCAAGAUGUAAAUGACAACUGUCCAGAACUGAGUGAAUCAUCAACUAUUAGUCUGUACCCACAACCAAUUUUACAAUCGGAUCCACUAUUUGUUGUCAAUGCAAGUGAUUUAGAUAGUGGUGUAAGUGGGGAAGUGACUUACCAUGUCUCUGAAUACAGUGAGAGGUCAAAUUACAAUGAUACUAGCAUAGUUGAGUUUACCUUAGCUGCAAUAGAUGGUGGUACCCCAACACGUGGAGACACUGUUACAGUGGAAAUCACUAUGCAUGAUACGUGUUUGACUGAUACAAGAGGUGAUCCAAUAGAUAUCAGUAUCUAUACUGGUUAUACUACUGGAAAAGUAUAUCUUAGAGUUCCUAAAUAUUACAUUUUAGAAUUCAGUUGUCGGGAAGAACUUGGUUUGAGAAAUUAUGUGGUACGUGAUGAAUGGAUGUCAGCUUCAUCCGAGGAAAGUGAUGAGUUUAGUAAAGAAAGAGCAAGGUUGACACUAGGAAGAGAUGAUACUAUACCAAAAGGCUCAGGAUGGGUACCAGCAGUGUUUGAUACAUCACAAUGGCUAGCUAUUGAUAUGGGUGAGACAUACCUCUAUAAUGGCAUUGUAACUCAGGGUAAUCCUGAUAAAGAAUACUGGGUUACAACAUUUAAAAUACAAUACAGUGAUGAUGGAAGUACCUACACAAGCUUCACUGAUGACAAUGGGAAUGAUGUGGUAUUCACUGGCAACCAUAAUAGUGGGUCGUUUAAGAACAACAUUUUUCACAGUACCAUCAAAUCACAACAUAUACGAAUUAAUCCAAUAACAUGGAAUACCGGGAUAGGUUUAAGAUUUGAAUUAUUAGGUUGCACACCAGCAAGAAGACUAUUGCAUGACACUGAGUGUGUUCGAUGUGAGACUACUUACUACUGUAUUGGUGAUGAUAUCCAACGUCCUUGUGGUCGAUGCGAUCCACCAUCACCGUGUGAUAGGUCAAUAACGGAGCACUCAUUUGGACAUGCUGAAGAGUGUUCCCCCUGUCCCAUAGGAUGGCUAUGUACUGAUGGUUAUGCAACACCAUGUCCUAUAUAUCACCAUGGUCGAUGUGAUGAAACAUCCUGCCCAUCAUCAUGUACAUUGUGUGAGCCUGGUACAGCAUGUUUUGAGGGUGUUGCUUCCAUAUGUGGACCAGGAUAUUUCUCACUGGGGUAUAAUACAGGUCCAUGUUGGGCUGACGUUAAUCCAUGUUUUGGUGAUGUACAAUGUGUUAACACUGGUGGCAGUACAUUUGCGUGUGGUGAGUGCCCAGAGGGAUUUACUGGUGAUGGCUUAACAUGCAUCGAUAUUGAUGAGUGUGCUGCUAACCCAGGUGCAUGUUUUGAAGAAUGUAUUAAUUUAGCACCUGGAUAUACAUGUAGUGGAUGUCCGUGUGGUUAUAGUGGAUAUGCACCACAUGGUGUAGGAAUAGAACACAUACUUACUCAGACCCAGGUUUGUGAUGAUGUUGAUGAAUGCCUCACUGGUGACAAUAACUGUGAUCCACUGUCAGUAUGUACAAAUACAAUAGGAAGUUAUACCUGUGGUACCUGUCCACCUGGUUACAUAGGAGAUGGAUACAUUGGAUGUUUAAGUGGAAAUUACUGUGACUUGGGCACAAAUAAUUGUCAUGAUGAUGCUACCUGCAUAUAUACUGGACCUGGAACUUACAUAUGUGAGUGUAAUGAUGGGUAUGCUGGUGAUGGUGUUUACUGUGGUUAUGACAUCGAUGGCGAUGGGUACCCAGCCAUUGCGUUGCACUGCAAUGAAGACAUUUGUAAAGCUGACAAUUGUGAUGUCAUUCCAAACAGUGGACAAGAAGACAAUGACCAUGACAAUAAAGGAGACAUAUGUGAUAGAGAUGAUGAUGGCGAUGGCAUCUAUGAUGAGGAUGAUAAUUGUCAAUAUGUCAAGAAUCCUGGUCAGACUGACACUGAUGGUGAUAGUGUUGGUGAUGACUGUGACAACUGUGUCAAUGAUCUCAAUCCUGAUCAGUUAGAUAAUGAUGAUGAUGGAGAUGGUGAUAUAUGUGAUACUGAUGAUGAUAAUGAUAGUGUUUUAGAUGAUACAGACAAUUGUUUAUUUGUUGCCAAUAGUGACCAGGCAGAUGGGGAUGGUGAUAGUGUAGGUGAUGCAUGUGAUAACUGUGUUGAUAUUGGCAACACAGACCAGACUGAUAGUGAUCAUAAUGGAUGGGGUGAUGCAUGCGAUGACCCUGAUGGAACAGAUAAAGACAGAGAUGGUGAUGGUAUUCCCAAUUUUGCUGACAAUUGUGAGAAUGUACCAAACUCAGAUCAGUUAGACACUGAUGGAGAUGGUGUGGGUGAUAUGUGUGAUGAAGAUAAAGAUGGUGAUGGUAUCCCGGAUACAUCUGAUAAUUGUCCACUGGUAGCAAAUCCAACACAGACAGACUUGAAUGGUGACUUGGUUGGAGAUGAUUGCGAGGACGACUAUGAUGGAGAUGGCAUUGAUGAUGAAUAUGACAAUUGCCCAAAAAAUAUAAAUUAUCAAACAACUAGUUUUGAAGAUUAUAUAUCAGUUGAGUUGGACCCUACUUUAACAGACGCAGCACCCCCAGUAUGGUAUUUAGUUGAUCAGGGCAAAGAAGUUCACCAGUUAGCAGACACUGAAAUGCCACUCAUGUUGAUAGGUCGUGAUUACUUUGGACCAGUGGAUUACUCUGGUACAUUGUUUGUAAAUUCUGAUGUCGGUACAAAUUAUAUGGGUUUUGUGUUUGGAUAUCAAAGCAGUAGAAAGUUUUACAUUGUGAUGUGGAGACAUAAGAAUUUAAAUUAUCCUGAUUAUAGAGCUGGUAUAAAAGGUUUACAGAUAAAGAAAGUUAUAUCCAGUACUGGUCCGGGUAAAACAUUGAGUGAUGCACUAUGGCAUUCAUAUGAUACAACAGAUCAAGUCACGUUAUUAUGGCAUGAUCCAGAAAUGAGAGGAUGGGAACAUAAUGUGGCUUAUACAUGGACGUUGACACAUAGACCAUCUAUUGGACUUAUAAGGGUGGUUGUUAAAAUUGGCAGUGACACUAUAACAGACUCUGGAGAAAUCUAUGACACAGCUAUAUCAGGAGGUCGUUUGGGAGUAUUCCAAUUUGCACAACCCAAUAUCAUUUGGUCAAAACUGAAAUACAAGUGUGCUGACAGAGUCAAUCAAGCCUUGUAUUUUGAUGGUGUGGAAGACUAUGUUACACUGAACACCAUUCAGAAUCUGAACUUAGAGUAUAGUUUUACCGUUGAAGCGUGGAUUAAUUUGCCAAACAACUAUCCUUCCUCCAAGAUUCCUAUUAUUUGUUCAAUUAAUGCUGAGCUGUGUCUUUAUGUGGAGAACAGGUAA